UGAAAGAAGCGUAGACUCUGGUAACUAUAAAUAUCGGAACAUUUCACAUUCUCUUCCUCCGUGAAAGCCUCACUAAGUUUUCAAGAAGCCAUGGUCGACAUAAUCACCCGAGAAUCGCCGAAGCGCAAAGCGAACCGUGUUUUCAUCAACCUAACGACGCUUAUGAUGGUGGUGGUGAAGCGAGCAAGUCGUUUACCGUUGAAGCUGAAGGCGGCGCCGGCGAUUGAGAAUCGGAAAAUUGAGAUAAAGUCACCGAAGAAGCUUCUGAAAAACAUAAGCAACAAAGCGAUGCCGUUUAUCGAGAAGAUGAAGAAGAAAAAGAAAGGGAAGGAUGAUUGGGGAGACGGCGGUGUGUGGCAGAAAGCGAUCAUGAUGGGAGAUAAGUGCGAGCCGUUGGAUUUCUCCGGCGUGAUUUACUACGAUAGUAAAGGGAAGCAGGUAAGCGAAUUCCCUCUCAGGUCACCACGUGCGACUCCCGCGCCGGCUUUAUGUUCCGGUUGAAACUCCGGGAAAGAGUUCAGAGUAUGUUCUCUUUUUUUUGAACUGGUGAAAAACUGUAUAUAGUUAUGGAAGCUGGAGUUUUUAUUUAAAUAAAUUAAUAUGCUUGUGUCUCGAGCAAAUCAGAAAAAAAGAAAACCCUAAUCGCGCUCAGAGAUACUUAUACUUAUGGAUCACACAUCAAAGAAAUCCUCACAUCAAUCUCUGAUGCGAAGUUGUAGUCUCUUUUAAUUGUGAUGUAGUUUAUGAGAAAAUAAAUUUAUGUUUAUCUUUGAUUA
Molecule: messenger RNA, 776 nt
Organism: Lathyrus oleraceus (garden pea)
Lineage: Eukaryota; Viridiplantae; Streptophyta; Magnoliopsida; Fabales; Fabaceae
Exons: 1
Coding region: 91-501 (136 amino acids)
Source: RefSeq, a predicted model, not a curated record